UUCCUCUCUUUCUCUCAUUCUGCAACUCUUUGUGAUUGUGAUUCUCCACCAUCUCUUAAACCCCCUACACAACUUUUCUCUCACAAAAGAAAAAAGAAGGGAAAUAAAAGAGAGGAAAAGAAAAGAAAAAAAAAGGAAAAAAAUAAAAAUCCCACCAUGGUUUUUCCUCCUCUUCCUGUCUAUGUAGAUCCACCCAACUGGAACCAGGCUCAAUCUAUUACCAACACAACUGCUGCUGCUGUUGCUGCUGGUAUUGGAGUAGGAAUAGCAGCUGAAGAUCCACACCAACAGCACCAACUCCCUCCCGGAGUAGUUCAACCUCCUCGUAAUGAUCAUGCUGGUGUCUCCCCUACCAUUCGGCCAAACUCCAUGGCCGAAAGAGCUCGUCUUGCUAAGAUCCCUCAACCGGAAACAUCCCUCAAGUGCCCACGGUGUGACUCAACAAACACCAAGUUUUGCUAUUUCAACAAUUACUCACUUUCUCAGCCUCGCCACUUCUGCAAGACUUGCCGUCGUUACUGGACUCGUGGCGGUGCUCUCCGCAACGUUCCAGUUGGGGGUGGCUGUCGUCGUAACAAGAGAAGCAAAUCAACCGGCGGUGGAACUUCCUCUAAGUCCACUUCCACCACCACCACCACCGCUGAUCGACACUCCGGUGCUUCAUCCUCUUCUUCAACUGCCACCUCUGCUAGUGGUGGUGUAAUCCCUUCUAACUUGGUAGCACCAAAUCAUCUGCCACCUUUCAUGGCUUCUCUUCACUCUUUGACAGACUACACUGCUACACCAAACAAUAUCAGUUUGAAUUUCCCAGGGAUUCAACCUGUUGAUCAUCAUAACCAUCAUCAACACAUCAUCAUCAUCAUCAUCAUCAUCAAAGUCAUGUUGAGUAUCAAGUAGGGAGUAGUAGCUCAGCAAGUUUAGGGUUGGAGCAGUGGAGGCUUCAACAAAUCCAGCAGUUUCCUUUCUUGGGAGGUAUGGAGACUCCGGCACCGGUCACCGGGCUUUUCGGUUAUGAUUUAGAGGGUGGAGGAGUGGAAGGGAUGCAAUAUAGUGGACAACUUAGCUCAAAGACUUCAAACUCUGCACUAAUCUCACAACUUGCUUCUGUGAAAAUGGAGGAUAAUAACCAGCAUGGUCUUCUUGGUUUGCCAAGACAGUACUUGAGUGUUAAUCCUAGGAAUAUUAAUCAGUAUUGGAAUAACAGCACCGGCAACGCCAGUGGCAACGGUGGUGGUUCAAGUGGUGGUUGGAAUGAUCUAUCUGGUGGUAAUAUCUUGUAGAGAUUUCCAUGAAGCUUAAUUAGUUUUCAUAUGGCUUCAAAGAAGGAAGAAGAAGAAGAAGAAGAUCGAGAAGUUUGCAUGAUGCUUCAUAUGAUGAUGAUAAGGUGGGUUUUCUAAUUAUCUUUGAUAAUUUUUCCUUUUUUUUUUCUUUUUUCUUAAUUUGUCUGGAUUGGUGUUCCUUGCUUCCUUCUUUGUAUCUUUGAUUAUAUUAUGGUUAUAGAAUUGGGGUGUUUGGAGUU
This is a messenger RNA of Dioscorea cayenensis subsp. rotundata (Guinea yam), 1519 nucleotides long. Its product is annotated as dof zinc finger protein DOF5.1-like. The record is from RefSeq and is a predicted model, not a curated record. Lineage: Eukaryota; Viridiplantae; Streptophyta; Magnoliopsida; Dioscoreales; Dioscoreaceae. The transcript is spliced from 2 exons. Gene Ontology annotation, biological process: regulation of DNA-templated transcription. Gene Ontology annotation, molecular function: DNA-binding transcription factor activity; DNA binding. Bases 157 to 897 code for a protein of 246 amino acids.